This is a messenger RNA of Myzus persicae (green peach aphid), 2272 nucleotides long. RefSeq names its product beta-glucuronidase-like. Gene Ontology annotation, molecular function: beta-glucuronidase activity; carbohydrate binding. Bases 165 to 2072 code for a protein of 635 amino acids. The record is from RefSeq and is a predicted model, not a curated record. The transcript is spliced from 12 exons. Gene Ontology annotation, biological process: glucuronoside catabolic process; carbohydrate metabolic process. Lineage: Eukaryota; Metazoa; Arthropoda; Insecta; Hemiptera; Aphididae.
AUUUUUUUUUAAUACCCGUGUUUUUUUAUGUUUUAUGGUUAAACCUCCUGUCAUUUAAACCGGUUUUACAGACUAUGUUCCAAUGAACCUCAGAUGUUUAAGGUUCAUUCUUAUGACUAUGCGCCUUAAUAAAAGUUUCAGAUAUAUUCAAUUCAAACUUCACUAUGGUUAGACCAUCGGAAACAGCGAUGUUUUUACUUUUAGUGACUUUUGUUGCGCCAUCUUUAGCUGCAAAUAUUUUGUAUCCAGUGGAAAGUGAAAGUCGCGAACUUCGUACUCUACAUGGCCUAUGGAACUUUAAAAUAUCUCCACUGUCUGACCAAUUGAUCGGGUUUGAUGAAAAAUGGUAUGCAGUGAGAUUCGAAACACUUGGUGAUUAUUGGAAAAUGCCUGUUCCAUCUAGUUACAAUGAUGUUUCUACAAACUCAACCAUACGAGAUUACGUCGGAUGGUCGUGGUAUCAAUAUGAGUUUUAUGUACCAAAAAGAUGGACUGAUGAUAAACUGAACGUAUUUUUGCGGUUUGGAAGUGUGCAUUUCAAGUCAAUUGUGUGGUUAAAUGGUCAAUUAUGUGUAGACCACGAAGGCGGCCAUUUACCAUUUAUUGGUGACGCUACUCGCUUCCUUAAAUAUGGUGAACUUAAUUUAAUUGUUGUUGCUGUAAAUAACACCCUGCGACCAGAUACUAUACCACAAGGAUAUACAAAAUACCCGAACAACACGUACAAGUAUCCAAAAGAUUAUAGAAUAUAUUCCCACGAGUUUGACUACUUUGAUUAUUCUGGUAUAAACAGAGCAGUCCAUUUAUAUACAACGCCAAAAGAUUAUGUUUGUGACAUCACCGUAUUGACAAGUUUUGGAAAUAACUCGGAAGGAGUCGUUGACUACAAAGUCGAUAUUUGUGGAAAUAGUGUUCCUGAAUGUAAUAUUACACUUUUGGAUGCUAAUCGGAAUGUAGUAGUCGAAUCGAAUACGUGUUCUGGACAGUUAAUAAUACCAAAUGUAAUCCCUUGGUGGCCAAUUAUGUCUGGCAAAAAACACAUAGCAUACCUAUAUACUUUUCAGGUGAAGACCAAUAAUGAAAAUAGUGAUUAUUAUCGUAUGCAAAUUGGUGUUCGAACACUUCAAUGGACAUCAAAAGAAUUAUUGCUAAAUAACGAACCGAUUUAUUUAAGAGGAUUUGGAAAGCACGAAGAUUCUAUAAUACGAGGAAGAGGUUAUGAUGAUGCAUUAAGUGCCAGAGACUUUUAUUUAAUAAAAUGGUUAGGUGCUAAUUCUUUUCGUACAUCACACUACCCAUACGCAGAAGAAACAUUACAGCAAGCCGAUUCAGAAGGUAUAUUAGUAAUUGUGGAAAGUGCUGCAUGCAACUUGAGAAUAUUUGGACCAGAUGUAAUGAAAUUCCAUAAAGGUGUUAUGACGGAAAACGUGAAUCGUGACAAAAAUCAUCCGAGUGUUAUUAUGUGGUCAUUAGCUAACGAACCACAUAACAAUUUAGAAUUAUCUGUACCAUAUUUUCAAGAACUUUACCAACAUGUACGAAAAAUGGAUCCAUCGAGGCCAAUAACCUUUGUCAACAGUCAACAAAUUCAAAAUGCUAAAGCGAUUGAGUACAUGGAUGUUCUAACAUUAAACCGAUACAGCAGCUGGUAUAGUGAUUCAGGUCAUUUAGAGCUUAUUCAAUAUCAAACAUACAAUGAGCUUGAAGCAUUUACAAAAAAAUUCAAGAAACCUAUACUGUUAACCGAGUAUGGUGCUGGAGCAAUUCCUGGGUUACAUUCGCUUCCAGAAACAAUGUGGAGUGAAGAUUAUCAUGUUACUCUGCUUCAAGAACAUUUUAAAACUUUUGAUUCAUUAAUAGCCAAUGGCAUUCCAAUCUUAGGAGAGAUGAUAUGGAAUUUUGCGGAUUUUAAAACACCACAAGAGUAUAUAAGACCGGGGUUAUGUGUAAAAGGAUUAUUUACCAGAGAACGACAACCGAAGAUGGCUGCAUACGUGGUCAAAGAACGUUAUAAUGCAUUCAAAAGCAACUCUCCAUCUCAGAAUCAAUCUCUAAAUUAUUAUUGUGUGUAAAUGUUUUAUAAAAAAAGUACGUAGAUAAUUAUGUAACGAAUUCGAUAGUAUAUUAUGAUUUAUGUCGCAUAUUUAUUUUCUCUAAAAUAUUUAAGAUGUACGUUUUUAUUAGAUAAGCUAUUGUUAAUGCGUAGGUGGUUGUAGGAUGUAUACAACUAAUUAUUCUGUAUUUAAAACACAAAUAAAUAGUAGCUCAUAUA